AUGAAGGAACUGGGGAUCAGGGAGGAGGACCUGAUCUCCGGUGCCUACAUGGACCUUCUCCUGGCCAAGGGCCGGGAGCCUGGCAGAGACCUGCGCACCCAGCAGCAGCCGCCGCAGCCCCUGCCUGUGGUGCUGGACCCCCACGCCAAGGGAAGCCGGGAGAGACGAGGCCCACGGGUGGCCAUGGGCAGGAGCGGGCAGCAAGGCUGCGCUGAGCCCCCCCAGGACAUCAGCCUGGAGGAGUUCGAUGACGAGGACCUGUCGGAGAUCACAGAUGACUGCGGCAUUGGGCUGAACUACGACUCGGACCACUAUGAGAAGGACUGUCUGGUGCUGGAGCGCGGCGAGCAGCCGCACCCCAUCUGCACCUUCCAGGACGACUUCCAGGAGUUCGAGAUGAUCGACGACAACGAGGAGGAGGAGGAGGAAGAGGAGGAGGAGGAGGGCAAUGAACUGGAAGCUCCACCAUCCCCUUCGGCCUCACCCAUCCCCUCGCCCGCCCUGGAGGAGACGCAGAAGCACCGACCCACCACCCUCAACCUGACGGCCCCAGGCACCCAGGACUCCCUGAACAACAACGGCAGCUUCCCACCGCCCGCUCACCGCACCACCUGGCAGGACGCCCUUCUCCACUCCUCCUCCUCCUCUUCCUCACACACUGGACACUCAUCUCCCCACGCCUGCAUCCAAGACGGACCCUGCCUGGAGAGCCCGAAGGGGCCGAGCCCCGGCGGGGCCGGGCAGGCCCCCGCCUCGCUGCAGCCCUCCCCCUUUGACUCGCAAGGCAACAGCCACGAGUCCCUGGCACAUGGGCCUGCGGCUCCUCCCGGCCCCGAUGGCGCCCGGCUGACGGGUGCCUACGUGUGCCCCGCGGAGCCGCUCAGCUCCGAUGGGGAGGGCCCACAGCCCGGCCGGGCGGCCAGCGUGCGCGGGCACCCUUCGGGCUCCUCGGAGACCACCUCGCCCUCCUCGGACCCUGGCAUUGAGGCCGACCUCACCAGCAGGACCGCCAAGCCCUUCCUGCCUGGCGGCCGGCACGGCGAAGACCUCAGCUCGCCCGGCUCCGACUCGGACGUGGAGGGGGAGAUCGAGGCGGCCUUUGCUGGCGGGCGCCUGGUCAGCAACAUGAUCUCCUCCAUCUCGGAGACGGAGCUGGACCUGAGCAGCGACAGCAGCAGCGGCAGGUCCUCCCACCUCACCAACUCCAUCGAGGAGGCCAGCUCGCCCACCUCAGAGGCCGAGCUGGAGACGGAGCUGGAGGCCCCCGGCCUGAUGGGCAUCAAGGACUCCCUGCUGCUGGACAAGGGCAAGGAGGAGGAGGAGGAGACCCUGGAGAGGGAGCUCCCGGAGCACGGCGUGGUGAGACGGGAGAGCCUGGCGGAGCUGAAGAUGGAGGGCUACUAUGACAGCCUGAACCCGGUGGACUCCUCUGCACCUGCAGGCCAGACGGACCUCUCCACCUCCAGCCCCCUGGACCUGAAGAUUGACCCAGACCACAGCCUGGAGAGCAUCCGGCGCUCCUUCUACCUGCCCGUGGGGCCCAAGCUGAUGCCUGAGGCUGACGAGGAGGACAACAGUGAGUAUGACUCCGACUCGGAGUCAGAGCCCGACCUGAGCGAGGACUCGGACUCGCCCUGGCUGCUCAGCAACCUUGUCAACAAGAUGAUCUCUGAGGGCUCCUACCCCAUCAAGUGCCCGGAUGAGUGCUUCCAGCAGACCCACUCGCUCUGCGACACCAUCUCCCCAGCCUCCGACCUGGAGCCCGAGAUACUGAGCGAGGCGCUGGAUGGGGAGCCCGGCUCGCGGGACUCCCCGGUGGGCACAGGGGAGCCGGCCGCCCUGCCCCACUGCCAGCGCGCCAUUGAGCUGGUGGACAUGGAGACGCUGCGCAGCUCCCUCCAGCGCGCCGAGGACGAGCGGCCGGGCCCCUUCCUCUUCCUGAGCAACCCCACCAAUGACACCAUCGCGCCCGUCUUCCCGGGGCGCCCCGUCACCCUCGACAGACUGGGCACCUCUGAGGUCCUGGCCACCUUCGGCUGCCGCCCCGCGCCGCCCCGCGCCUCCCCGCGCGCCUCCCCCGGGACCGAGGCUGCCGCCGGGGAGCACCGCGCCACCAUGGCGCCGCCAGCCACUGGCCCAGAGGACUGGGCUGUCGACAGGGACCUGGACUCGGGCAUCCUGGAGGCCGACGACAUGAUCGACGACGUCCGGUUAGCACCCCAGGGGCAGGGCCCCGACGCCGGCUCGCCCGCCCUGGAUGUCUCCACCGCCAAGACCAACCGCGGCUUCACCAUGGCCUACUCCACAGACGAGGACGAGGCGCCCUACCUGAAGGGCUCCCCCUUCCCCGAGGACCCGCUGCGGGGAAGCUUUGGGGGGGAGCUGCCACCUGCCCCCGGGGCGCUGGAGCCGCGGGCGCUGGAUGAGUCCCUGGCCUACGACUCGAUGAAGUACACACUGGUGGUGGACGAGCACACGCAGCUGGAGCUGGUGAGCCUGCGGCGCUGCACCUCAGUGCUGAGCGACGACAGCGACCUGCUCCGCGCCUGCGACCGCUGCGACCUGGAGGAUGAGGCGGCCUUUGGAGAUGGGCUGGUGGCCCCUGACGCCCACAGCUCCUCCGAGGACUCGUCCCCUGAGGCCGACCUGCAGUUCUCCAAGAAGUUCCUCAAUGUCUUCGUCAACAGCACCUCCCGUUCCUCCAGCACAGAGUCCUUCGGGCUGUUCUCCUGCAUGGUGAACGGGGAGGAGCGGGAGCAAACCCACCGGGCUGUCUUCAGGUUCAUCCCCCGCCACGAGGACGAGCUGGAGCUGGACGUGGAUGACCCCAUCCUGGUGGAGCUGGAGGAGGAUGACUACUGGUACCGGGGCUACAAUAUGCGGACGGGGGAGAGGGGCAUCUUCCCCGCCUUCUACGCCCACGAGGUUGUCGGCCAAGCCAGGGACGCCAUCGGCCUGAAGAGGAACCCAUGCUGGGUGGAACGGUUCAAUGUGCAGUUCCUGGGCUCGGUGGAGGUGCCGUAUCACCAGGGCAAUGGCAUCCUCUGUGCCGCCAUGCAGAAGAUUGCCACCACCAGGAAGCUGACGGUGCACCUGCGCCCGCCGGCCAGCUGCGACCUGGAGAUCACGCUGCAGGGCAUCAAGCUCAUCCUCACUGUCACCGAGUACAGCCGGGACGAGGAGCGCUGCAGCCACUUCUUCCAGAUGAAGAACAUCUCCUUCUGUGGGUGCCACCCCCGGAACAGCUGCUACUUUGGGUUCAUCACCAAGCACCCGGUGCUGAGCCGCUUUGCCUGCCACGUCUUCGUCUCCCAGGAAUCCAUGCGACACGUCGCCGAGUGCGUCGGACGAGCGUUUCAGGAAUAUUACCAGGAGCACCUGGAGUACGCCUGCCCCACAGAGGACAUUUACCUGGAGUAA
This is a messenger RNA of Haliaeetus leucocephalus (bald eagle), 3420 nucleotides long. RefSeq names its product mitogen-activated protein kinase 8 interacting protein 2 (gene MAPK8IP2). Gene Ontology annotation, molecular function: protein binding. Gene Ontology annotation, cellular component: cytoplasm. Gene Ontology annotation, biological process: regulation of JNK cascade. The transcript is spliced from 16 exons. The record is from RefSeq and is a predicted model, not a curated record. The coding region runs from base 1 to 3420 and encodes 1139 amino acids. Lineage: Eukaryota; Metazoa; Chordata; Aves; Accipitriformes; Accipitridae.